Molecule: messenger RNA, 1984 nt
Organism: Scophthalmus maximus (turbot)
Lineage: Eukaryota; Metazoa; Chordata; Actinopteri; Pleuronectiformes; Scophthalmidae
Gene: aldh3b4
Product: aldehyde dehydrogenase 3 family, member B2
Exons: 10
Coding region: 275-1780 (501 amino acids)
Biological process (GO): aldehyde metabolic process
Cellular component (GO): cytoplasm
Molecular function (GO): aldehyde dehydrogenase (NAD+) activity
Source: RefSeq, a predicted model, not a curated record
AUUGCUCUGUGAAAGGCUAGACAUUUUUUUCUUUAAACAGCAACAGGAGGGAUGUGGGAUUGAAAAUGUCUCACAACACCACAUUUUCCUGAAUAACGUGCGGAUUAGGAGUAAAUGCGCACGCCUGAGUCAUAUCCUCCAUUGUGCUCGGACCCUGCGCCGUGUGAGUCUUCAUGUGAGGUCAGCGAGGCCGUCGUGAGGAUAUUUCCACCACAGUGCGGUUGCAAAAACAGUCUCGACUGCCUCCUGAACCUGAACCUGCAGAAUAACAACCAUGAGCAGUCCGCCGAGCCCUUCUCCAUCCCGAUGGUUCAAAGCGCUGCGCAGGACCAGGCUCGGGGAGCCGUGUUUGAAGACGUACCCUCUGGAGUGUGUGGAUCUGCUGAGAAGGGCCAAAAUCGCCUUUCAAGCUGGACACACCCUCAGGGAGAACUUCCGACUGGCGCAGCUGGAGGCCGUGGUGCGGAUGCUGGAGGAACAUGAGUGCGACUUUGUUGAUGCUCUUCGAAGGGACCUUCAUAAGCCACGGUUUGAGACGAUUGUGUCAGAGCUGAUGCUUGUGAAGAAUGAGGCACUUCAUGCCACCAACAACCUUAAGAAGUGGAUGCAGCCUCAGCCUGUGGAAAGGAACCUGUCCACCACGUUGGACGAGUGUCUUGUGAUCAGUGAGCCACUAGGGGUGGUGCUUAUCAUGGGGCCCUGGUGUAGUCCUGUCCAAAUGUGUCUGGUGCCACUGGUAGGGGCCAUCGCAGCAGGAAACUGCGCAAUCAUCAGUCCCUCUGACUGCACAGCUCACACUUCAGAGCUUCUCCAUCGUCUCAUCCCGUUUUACUUGGACAAUGAAUGCUUCCAUGUGGUUCUUGCAGGCACAAAUGACUUGCCUGAAGUUGUGGAGCUCAAAUUUGAUCAUGUCUUCUUUACAGGAAACAGGGAAGAGGGAAGCAGAAUUGCUCAGGCUGCAGCUCGCUGCCUGACCCCUGUCACCCUGAUUUUGGGAGGCAAGAAUCCAUGUUAUGUAGACCAACACUGUGACAUUGCCACCACCGCACAGCGCGUUGCGUGGGCUCGUUUCCACAAUGCUGGACAGAGCUUGGUGGCUCCUGACUACGUCCUGUGCCAUGUGGAUGUCAAAGCACGGCUGGUGCAGGCCCUGAAGUGCUGUCUGAUGCAAUUCUACGGCGAUGAUCCCAGAGAGUCCCGCAGCUAUGGCCGCAUGGUCAAUCUGGAGAUAUUUAACCGUACGAGAGACAUGCUGUGGAGAUCUGGCAAGGUGGCUGUGGGUGGGCAGGUGAUAGAAGCUGAGAAAUAUAUUGCCCCAACAAUUUUGACAGAGGUGGCAGAAUCCGACCCCAUCAUGCAACAGGAUGUUUUUGGCCCAAUUCUCCCUGUUCUGACUGUAAAUGAUGUGGACGAGGCAAUUGCCUUCAUUAAUAAGCAAGAGAAACCCCUCUGUGUGUAUGCAUACUCCACCAACAGUAAGGUCAUUUCGAGACUGAUGAGUGAGACUUCCAGUGGAAGCUUUUGCUCCAAUGACAGUGUCCUGCAGAGUCUGAUGGUGGCUCUGCCUUUCGGUGGAGUAGGUGCCAGUGGAAUGGGUUACUGCCACGGCCACCACAGUUUUGAUACCUUCUCUCACAGGAAGUCAUGCCUGCUACGAGGCACACGGUUCGAGUGUGUUACCUAUCUGCGUUAUCCACCCUAUGAGGACCGCAAUCUGUCUCUAAUGACAUGGGCCAGUACGUUGUCCCAGAAGAGCCAGGGCUGGUGCCAGAUCCUGUGACUGUGUGGGCGGGUGGUAACAGAGCCAUAUAUAAAGACAAGCGAGUGUCCUUUAGGUUUGUGUAUUAAAUAUGGAUGAGGGACCAAUCUGCAGCCAUUUCUAACAGAUGUCCACAGUUAUAGUUUAAACUCAGUGUGAUAAAAAAAAAACCCAAUGGUUAAUCAAAAUUAUUUCAUGUUUACCUGGAGAACUACCUUAACUGUA